Messenger RNA from Carassius carassius (crucian carp), 1778 nucleotides. Its product is annotated as 3-methyl-2-oxobutanoate dehydrogenase [lipoamide] kinase, mitochondrial-like. NCBI's taxonomy places the organism in Eukaryota, Metazoa, Chordata, Actinopteri, Cypriniformes, Cyprinidae. The transcript has 11 exons. Gene Ontology annotation, cellular component: mitochondrion. The coding region runs from base 177 to 1454 and encodes 425 amino acids. The record is from RefSeq and is a predicted model, not a curated record. Gene Ontology annotation, biological process: regulation of glucose metabolic process; protein phosphorylation. Gene Ontology annotation, molecular function: pyruvate dehydrogenase (acetyl-transferring) kinase activity.
CAAGAGUCUUCUGCUAAACUGCUAAACACCAGAAGAAACGAGUGUCAGUAUAUUCAUAUCUAGCGAUGCGGUGGUAUCUUUGUACACGAAUGAACUCGCUCUGUUGGGUGGUGAGGUAGACGGAUCUUUAAUCUAAAGACAAGGGAUUUAGAUUUUUUGCGUUAUCAAACUGUAAAAUGAGCGGCCGCGCGAGAGUCCGGGCCGUGGAAUUGCUGGGCAGCGGAGCCUCGAGGCUCUUUCUCUCCACAUCAGUCGCUCCGCACUCGACCGGAGUAACAUUAACGUUACACGGCAUCAACAAAAGGUUUCGGUCAACAUCGUCCAUGUCCAGUUACACUGAGCUGGCUCGGGAGCGGUCCAAAACCGUUACGUCUUUUUACAACCAGCCUGCCAUCGACUCAUCUUCCGAGAAGCCUUCUGUCAGACUGACGCCAGCUACUAUGCUGUAUGCAGGGAAGUCUCCUGAUGGACAACACAUCCUGAGCAGUGCCAGGUAUCUACACAAAGAGCUGCCUGUACGUAUUGCCCAUCGCAUUAAGGGUUUUCGCAGCCUGCCCUUCAUUAUCGGCUGCAACCCAACCAUUCUCCAAGUGCACGAACUUUAUAUCAGGGCCUACAACAUGCUGAGCGACUUCCCGGCUAUCACAGACCAGGAGACUGAGGCUCGCUAUAGCAAACUUGUAAAACAGCUUCUUGACGAUCACAAAGAUGUUGUCACCAUGUUAGCCGAAGGAUUCAGGGAAUGUCGUAAACACAUAAUGGAUGAGACUCUGGUUCGUAAUUUCUUGGACACAACGUUGACGUCUCGUCUGGGCAUCCGCAUGCUGGCCACACACCACAUUGCCCUUCAUGAGGAUAAUCCUGACUUUGUAGGCAUUAUCUGUCGCCGCCUGUCCCCUAAAAAGAUCAUCGAGAAGUGGGUUGAUUUUGCUCGACGGCUCUGUGAGCAUCAGUAUGGGAAUUCUCCACGGGUUCGCAUUAAUGGCCAUGUGGCGGCCCGCUUUCCCUUCAUCCCACUGCCUCUGGACUACAUCCUGCCUGAGCUACUGAAGAACGCCAUGAGGGCCACCAUGGAGAGUCACUUGGACACUCCUUACAAUGUGCCUGAUGUUGUGGUCACAAUCGCCAACAAUGACACAGACUUCGUCAUAAGGAUCUCAGACCGUGGUGGUGGCAUUCCUCACAGCAUUCUGGACCGGGUGAUGGAUUACCACUUCAGCACUGCUGAACAGAGCACACAGGAUCCUCGCAUGAGCAACCUUUUCGACAACAUGACCAACAGCGGCCCCCAGUCUGGACCCAUGCAUGGGUUUGGCUUUGGUCUGCCUACGUCCCGAGCGUAUGCUGAAUACUUGGGAGGUUCCUUGGCCAUCCAGUCGAUGCAGGGCAUCGGCACCGAUGUCUAUCUGCGUGUUCGGCACAUCGAUGGCAAAGGAGAGAGCUUCAGAGUUUGAUGUCGUGGUCUAUUCCUAGAGCUUGUGGUCAGUCACCAUGUUGAAGAUUUUAAAGGCUGAAGAGGAACCAAAGCCAGGAUGUUAAACAUUCGUCCUUUCACUCAUAUUACCCGUCACUGCAUCAGUAUCACUGCGUUUUCUGCAGAUUAUGGGUGUCAUGCUUGGGAUUCACAAUGCGUUGUGUUUAUGUAGUGCACUGUGAUUUCUAUUAAACUUUCAGUGUGUUACUGUCCAUCGUCACUAGUGGGACGAGUCCUUACACUCCAGACGCUUUCAGAAGAUGCUCUCUAGACAGCCAUAUCCUGCUGGUUUUUCUUUUCUUUU